Dunckerocampus dactyliophorus (ringed pipefish) is the source of this 477-nucleotide messenger RNA. It is a transcript of the gene rpl36, whose product is annotated as ribosomal protein L36. The record is from RefSeq and is a predicted model, not a curated record. The transcript is spliced from 4 exons. Gene Ontology annotation, cellular component: ribosome; cytosolic large ribosomal subunit. Bases 129 to 446 code for a protein of 105 amino acids. Gene Ontology annotation, biological process: cytoplasmic translation. Lineage: Eukaryota; Metazoa; Chordata; Actinopteri; Syngnathiformes; Syngnathidae. Gene Ontology annotation, molecular function: structural constituent of ribosome.
GGACAAUCAGUCCUCAGGACCGGAUAAGCAAGUAACUUCGGCUAGUCUUGAAGGAGGAAAGAAAGCUCUGCUGGUCAAUUCUCUGCAACUCCAACUGCCUCUCAACAGUCACCUUGCACCGCUAAGACAUGGCUAUUCGCUACCCCAUGGCCGUUGGCCUUAGUAAAGGCCACCAAGUCACCAAAAACAUAACUGCUCCCAAACACAGCCGCCGACGUGGGCGUCUGACCAAGCACAGCAAGUUUGUUCGGGACAUGAUCCGCGAGGUGUGCGGCUUUGCUCCAUACGAGAGGCGAGCCAUGGAGCUGCUGAAAGUGUCCAAGGAUAAGAGAGCUCUCAAGUUCAUCAAGAAAAGGAUUGGUACCCACAUCCGAGCUAAGAGAAAGAGAGAGGAGCUGAGCAAUGUGCUGGCUGCCAUGAGGAAGGCUGCUGCAAAGAAGGAUUAAGUUGUCUUCUAAUAAAUGUUCCACCACAAAA